AAACCUUUUAAGAGUGCAGGAAUCGCUGAAAGAAAAACAUGAAAGAAAAUGGAAUGGGAUGGUUUCAGUCGGUACAGGGAUGGAAAUGCUACUCUAUAACCUAGUAAAGGUCAGACAGAAAUAAUAAAAAGCAAUUCCGUAGCAAAACACAACCAAAUUGAAUUCUGUGAUGUGUUACUUGUUGAUGGUGUUCAUGUUUAUGAACAUCACCGUUUUUCAAGCACUUCAGGAAACAAAUUUCAUCAUUUGUGUCUCCAAGUCAAAAUAGGUCCAAAAACUGUGAAUGACUGCCCAUACACUGUGUGUGCGUGCAUGUGUGGGUGCGUGUUUGUGUGUGUGCUUGUGUGUGUGGGCAUGUGUGUACAAUACAGAGGCCGCAUGGAUUGAUAACCAUACUUUACAAUCAUGUCACUUUCACUUUUAUUUAUUUUUUUAAAUUUCAUUUUUUUAUUUUGCUACGCUUGCUGAAAAACUAUCUAGUCUCAUUCCAAUGUGCACACUUGGCGAAUAAAGCUUAUAUUUUUCUGAUUCUUUAAUUGAAUUAAAGUUGAUGAUUGUUAAGAGUUAAACAGAUUUUUUUUUUAUUUAGAUCUCUCUACCAUAGCAAUAAGAGAUUAAAAAUGAAAGUCAGUAUAAUGUUACUGCUUUGGAAUGACUGUGUUUAUAAUAAUACAUUUAUUUGGGACUCAAUAGCCUAAAUCAUGCCUGGUUGAAGAUAAAGAAAAACAUUCAAAUAGAUAACAGCUUUUUAUACAAGUUUGAAAACUGUAGUCUGUUAUUACACAGUUACAAGUGUUGUAAUACCUACAGACAAGUAUGAAUUGACGUAAUAUGCUCAUAAGAAUCCCCGUUUAUGUAUUCUAAUUAUUCUAUCGGACUGACGUGAAUGCUGUUUAUAUUAAACAUUAUGGAAAGGGACAAUGGGCUAAUGGAUGAGCCUACAGGGUUAAAGAGCCCCGUAUGAGCGCAUGCGCAUUGAGGUCACACUGCAGAACGAGUUACUGACAGACGGACAUGAGCCGCGCGUCACUGCUGACACGGCACUGGAUCAACAACAUGAUAUCCGCGCUCUUCUACGACACGAUUCAUUUCAUGUGAUAUAUCGCGUUGUUUUUCCACAACGAAUGACGCUCUGAUCGGCCCGAAUUCCCGCUGUCCUCCGGCGCGUCGCACAAUGGCAUUGUCCGGCCCAAAUAAAGUCGACAGCAGAGCCCAGGUGGAUGACAAGUGCAAGCAGGAGAAAUGCAUUUCGUUUCUUUUUUAUCAAGCGGUCCGGGACCUGAAGCCCGUUUGGAUGUUAGAGGACAUGCGCACCAUGGAGACGUUUUAUUGGGAAGAAGACGCCAAACAGAGAACUUACACCCCGUCCGAAGCGUUGCUGUACGCGAUCGUGCACGACCAUCAGGCGUACGCGCAGUAUCUGCUCAGCCACUAUGCUGACGAGGCGCUGGCGAUGCCGGGCGAGCGAUUCUGCUGCUGUCCGUCAUCCGCGCCGCAUUUAGCGAUGGCCGUGCGCUACGACAGGCGGGACAUUCUGGCUCACAUAUUGCAGGUGGCGCAUCAACUGCCCAGUUUGCGCUCAUACAUGAACCGCGGCGGGUGCUUCCACCUGGAGGACGGUAAGACCCCGCUCCAUCUGGCCUGUGAGCUGCUGCGCUCGGACGCGGUCAUGCUGUUGCUAGGCAACGGCGCGUCGCCGCAGGCCGUGGACCACAACGGCAUGACGCCGUUAGACGUCAUUCUUCAGCAGCUCUGGGACUCGAAAGUGAACGCCGGGGCCAAAAAAUCCUGCUUGGACAACCUGUUGAUGUUUAUGCCGGAGAUGCGCUUUAAGAUGAAGAGUUGUCUGGAGAAAGACGCCAGAUGCUGGGCCAAGGUUCUCGGAGAGGAGAAACUGCAGUACCUGAUCGGCAGGAAUCCGCCUCGAUUGUUCCUCGUCGCUAUGCAAAGAAUCCUCGCGCAGCUGCCACCCGAUCAGUUUCCUAUGAGUCUUGACAAACUUCCAAUUCCCACCUCUCUGAAACCUGUUCCCAGACCGGUCAAACAAUGCAGCCAUCUUACAGUGGCCUGAAGCGACUGCAUCAUACCUGUACCUGCCUUAAAUUAAAUUAUUAUUAGUAUAGCCUAAUCAGAUCGGCUUUACAAGUCAGUUCAACUUAGAUUUUUAUAUUUUGACUAUGAGUUGCUUUAGCAAAUAAAUAGAGUUGAAAUUUGAACGUUUUAUGAGGUAACUCAUCACUAUAGUCAACAUAUAAAGCACUGAGCUGAAAUGACUUUUAAAACCGAUUUGAUUAUACCUAAAAAAAAUAUGAAGGCAGCAAGAAAACUUUAGUGUAUCUCUUUUAAGCAUGAAUGAAAUCUCUGUCUGUCUGUCUGUGGCAUGUCAUGAUGUGUGGGAGAAUUAUUCUCUUCCUGUUGUCUAAAUAUGUGAUCAAUUCAUUUUAUUAUAUUUAUUGAUCUAAUAUAUGUGAUUUUAAAUAUGUCUUGAUUUUAAAAUUUUUAUACUUAUGACAAAAUAUGCAAAGUAUGAGAUUUAUUUAUGAAAGAUGUGUAAAUACCAAGCAUUACCUCUUGACGCUGAUCUGAGAACAAUGGGGCCGGUGGCAAUUAAAAACUAAUCAUGAUUUAAACUUAAA
Molecule: messenger RNA, 2636 nt
Organism: Paramisgurnus dabryanus
Lineage: Eukaryota; Metazoa; Chordata; Actinopteri; Cypriniformes; Cobitidae
Product: ankyrin repeat domain-containing protein 9
Molecular function (GO): protein binding
Source: RefSeq, a predicted model, not a curated record